AUGGCUAGCGUAGAAGCCAAGACGGCAGUCAGGCUCGUCCGUAUCCCGCCCGUCGCUAACGACAGAGGCCACCUUGGUCUAAGACAUCUUUACCUUGACCCGUUCUCACAUCACCACACCCGCAUCGAAAUAUCCACAGAUUUUGACCCGACGCCCUGCGGCUUCAUGAUGGAACUCCCACAAUCAAUCAAUUUGACGAGCAUUCUCGUUUCUGUACUCAUAUUGGCAGCAACGUUUUGCUUCAAAUGCGUCAUCGACAGUCACCGGGCGCGUUUGUCUGACAUCCCGGGUCCUUGGAUUGCUCGGUACACAAACCUGUACGCGGUCUAUUUAGCCUGGCGUACCGAACGGGGUUCAUCGAAACUAAACAUCUUGGACGAUCUCCGAGACACAUAUGGCGAUGUGAUUCGCCUAGGACCUCGCUCGGUUACGGUGUUCGAUCCUUUCGCCGUGCCAGUCAUUUAUGGUGUUCGAUCUCGGCUUAACAAGGUUGAUAAAGGUGAAGCAUACAUACCUUUCCGUCAAUCCGGGGUGACGACAAGUCUCCUUAGUAUUCAAGAGGAGACGAUUCACUCACGAUAUCGGCGCCUGGUAUCGAAUGCUUAUUCGAUGACGUCGUUGAAAGCUUAUGAGCCCUAUGUUGAUGAGCUCAUCUCCAAGUUCAUAAAAGUUUGUGAGGAACACGCUGAGAAGAAGCAGGUGCUGAAUUUGAGCCGCUGGUGCUACAACUACUGCUUCGACGUCGUUGCGAAACUGUCUCUGGGCAAACCUCUUGGCUUUCUCGAUGGAUAUGACACGUAUGGUCUGUAUGAAAAAGUCAAGCGAUUUGGGGCAUACGUCGCCAUCGUCUCCCAAAUGCCCUGGCUGCACAAGGUCGUCCAAGAAAACUUCGUGAUGAGGCGCUCGAGGCCAUCGCCAUUUCUCAAAGUUGUGUCCGAGACUGUCAACGAACGUGUCUACCAAGGCAAAUCUGAUACCCGACCGGACCUGUUGUCUUACUUCGUCUCCACGCAUGAGCAACAGCCUCAGCUCAUGACAACCAAGCAGGUCGCAAUAUCGGCCUCAGGGAACCUGAUUGCCGGCAGUCUUAGCCCCGGGAAGACUUUCCACGAAAUGUGCAAGUACCUGGCAAGCAACCCAGCCUCACAGGACAAGUUGUACGCGGAACUGAAAGAAGGUGGAUGCGGAUCGUUUCCGACUUUUGACGAACUUCAGGAACUGCCGGACCUAUUGGGUGUUGUCAAAGAAGCCUUACGUCUUCACAGCUCUGCCUCGUUCAAUCUGCAGCGAGUCACUUCUUCGGCGGGUUUGCGGCUACCCAAUGGCGUGUUUAUUCCAGGACACAUCAAUAUCGGCUGUCCAGCUUCUCAAAUCAACCGGGACCGCCAUGUGUUUGGUCAGGAUGCCGAUGUAUACAUCCCAGAAAGAUGGAUGAAGAGAACGGCGGAGACUGACGAGGAAUAUCUCGAAAGAAAGGGUUUAAUGGAGAAGACGGAGCUCACUUUUGGGCAGGGAUCGCGGACGUGCAUUGGCAAGAAUAUAUUUGCCUUGGAGGUGUACAAAGUCGUGGCUACCUUAGUGAGCCUCUACAAGGUGCGCACCGUCACUUACUUCUGGCUCUUUUUGAGAAAGUUGGAGGUCCAGGAGGCGAGGUCACCGUAA
This is a messenger RNA of Colletotrichum lupini, 1662 nucleotides long. RefSeq names its product benzoate 4-monooxygenase cytochrome P450. Gene Ontology annotation, molecular function: oxidoreductase activity, acting on paired donors, with incorporation or reduction of molecular oxygen; monooxygenase activity; iron ion binding. NCBI's taxonomy places the organism in Eukaryota, Fungi, Ascomycota, Sordariomycetes, Glomerellales, Glomerellaceae. Bases 1 to 1662 code for a protein of 553 amino acids. The transcript has 6 exons. The record is from RefSeq and is a predicted model, not a curated record.